Molecule: messenger RNA, 1152 nt
Organism: Olea europaea var. sylvestris
Lineage: Eukaryota; Viridiplantae; Streptophyta; Magnoliopsida; Lamiales; Oleaceae
Exons: 6
Coding region: 146-874 (242 amino acids)
Biological process (GO): chaperone-mediated protein complex assembly; protein folding
Cellular component (GO): cytosol; nucleus
Molecular function (GO): protein-folding chaperone binding; Hsp90 protein binding
Source: RefSeq, a predicted model, not a curated record
UAACCAAUUGCCUGAGGGCCGAUAGUGCAAGUUUUCCUGUAUAUAAGGAGCACACUGGGCACUGAACGUGCCCUACAAUUUUUGCUACUUUGCUUCUAGGGUUUUCGUUCUCUCUUUCCUCCUUUAAGAAAUCGAAAACUUAAACAUGAGUCGGCAUCCUGAGGUCAAGUGGGCACAAAGGGAGGACAAGGUAUAUAUUACAGUGGUGCUUCCAGAUGCUAAAGACAGCAAGGUCAAUCUCGAUCCAGAAGGAGUUUUUACAUUCUCUGCUACUGCAGGGGCUGACAACAAACCUUACGAACUGAAACUGGAUCUUCACGAUAAAGUUAAUUUAGAGGAAAGCAAAAUAAACAUAGGCGUGAGAAAUAUAUUCUGUGUAUUUGAGAAAGCGGAGAAGAAAUGGUGGGACAAAUUAUUGCGUGGAAAUGAGAAGGCGCCUCACUAUCUUAAAGUAGAUUGGGAUAAAUGGGUUGAUGCAGAUGAGGAUGGUGCUAGUUCUGGUCCUGCAGAUUUAGAUAUGGGUGGUAUGGAUUUCUCGAAAUUUGGUGACAUGGGAGGCAUGGGUGGCCUUGGAGGAAUGGGCGGCAUGGGUGGCCUUGGAGGAAUGGGUGGCAUGGGUGGCCUUGGAGGACUGGGCGGCAUGGGUGGCCUUGGAGGACUGGGUGGCAUGGAAGGCAUGGGUGGCCUUGGAGGACUGGGUGGCAUGGAAGGCAUGGGUGGCCUUGGAGGCAUGGGUGGUCUGGGAGGUGAUGCUAUGGGGGACGACUUUGAGGAUAGUGACGAUGAAGGCCAAGAAGUCGGAAAACCUGCAGAGAAAGCUGAUGACAAGGUAGCUGAAGCCCCAGAGGGCAAAACCGGAUCUGCCUCUAGUUAAAUGAUUGUGUAAUUCAGGCCUUGUGCUUUCAGCUGGAGUUUUUACAUUUGGUAACAUAACGAAUGCAUGCAUUUCCUAAUAGAACGAAGAUUAUGUUAUAUGUUAUUUGUGCUGAAGAAAUAUUGCUAUUCGUCCUCCGGGCAGACGUUUGUCUAUCCAUUUUGAGGUAUUGUAUCUUAGCCAAAUUAUGAGUGGAUUUUGUAUUGAAUGGUUUUGAACUACAAAUUACUUCGCAUUCUAUUGAAAAGACGAAAUGAAAUGCAUGCAAUGAUGCUACA